Molecule: messenger RNA, 2943 nt
Organism: Oncorhynchus keta (chum salmon)
Lineage: Eukaryota; Metazoa; Chordata; Actinopteri; Salmoniformes; Salmonidae
Exons: 6
Coding region: 212-874 (220 amino acids)
Source: RefSeq, a predicted model, not a curated record
UACAUCCUGUGAAUCAUCUGGCUCAUCUGUGACGUUAUGUUUACUUCAAACGCGGAAAAGCAAACAGAAGAAAUUGCACAGCGGUCCGUUCUCUCUUCGUAUCUACAGAGUGAGGAUAUAAGCAUCUUACAUGCCAAUUCACGACAUUUCUUCACAAUAAUAGUGGCAGAAAACGUCAACUGCCCUUGACCAGGCUACAGCACAUACAGAGAUGGCAUCUGCAGGCUAUCAGGACAUAAAGGACCAUUUCAUAAAAUGUGGAGAAACACAAGAUGCAAGGAAAUACCUACAAACGUUGUCUGAUGCAGUGUCCAAACAUCGUCAUGCUAGUAUUGCUCUCAAGAAGCCAAAGGGAUCAGAGUGGAAGAUUGCGGGCCUGGAUGACACGUCCUACAAAGGAGAAGAAGAAAUUAAGGAGUGGCAGAACUUCUACCUACCAGACAGUGUGAAGAUGGAGGUGUUAGGAGCUGUGGAAAACCUCCCCUACCCGACAGAGAGUGGCCAGCUGGUCAUAAUGCUGUGUGAGGACCUUCAGGUGUAUGCUUAUGACGGAGAGGAGAUGCACCUGGUCGCUCUGAGCCUGGAGGAAGUCUUUGUCUCUGGGCUUCAGUAUCCUGGCAUCAAGUCCUUCUACAGAGGGGAGUGCUUUAAGGACAUGACUAAAGAAGACUGGGCCAAGGUAAGACAGGGCAAAGUGGGGAGGAGACUUGAAAAGGAGCACCAGGAUUUACUGAGACAAGCCAAACCCAGCUUCCUGAGUUGUCUUGACUCCAUCAAAGGAGCAAGCCACACAGUCACAGGUGCCUGUAGCUAUCACAAACCAGUGGAACCUCCAACAGUACUUGAUGGACUUCUUACGGUUGAAAUCCUGUGAACGGGAUCCAAAUUCAAACAAAUCUCAUAAUUAAAAUUCCUCAAACAUACAAGUAUUAUACACCAUUUUAAAGAUACACUUGUUGUUAAUCCCACCACAGUAUCCGAUUUCAAAAAGGCUUUACGACGAAAGCAUACCAUGCGAUUAUGUUAGGUGAGUGCCUAGUCACAAAAAACAGCCAUUUUUCAAGCCAAAGAGAAGAGUCACAAAAAGCAGACAUAAAGAUAAAAUGAAUCACUAACCGUUGACCCCCCCAAAAAAAAGAAAUAUGCCGUCUGUAGCCUGCACUCUUAAUAGCGUUUGGAGAUUACGUGAUAUGUUUUUAAUAUGCCAGGUAGGCUACAUCGUUUGUAAAGCGGAUUGUGCUUAAUUUUAAAAUUUAGCUAUGAAUAUAGCAACAUGAGAAAGCUGGGAUCCUCUUUUAAAUAGUAGCCACUCAAAACUCUGUUCUCACACACGAUUACGCAAUGACUGGGCUUAUAAGAACCCAUUUCACUAGGAUGGGGGGAAAAAAGACAUGUAGUCCUUAUGUCCUUGAAUAGCAAAUGGAGGAUGCUUUCCCCUAGGUUAAUUUUCUUGCCAGCCAGGUAGGCUACUCCAGUUGUAAAGCAAAACAAUGUGCUUAAUUUUAGGAAAGUUGAGAAAUAAAUAUAGUCUAUAGAAAUCAGAUGGGAUCCUCCUCUUUAACUUCUUGGCGCACCCAUCCCGUUAGCGGGAUCAUUUUCGUCAACAUCCGCUGAAUUUCAGAGCGCCAAAUUCAAUUACUAAAAAUAUUAAAUUUUCAUGAAAUCACAAGUGCAAUAUAGCAAAACACAGCUUAGCUUGUUGUUAACCUCUGGCACGCAGGCGUCCCAUCUAGAGCUCUGGAAAUGCAAAUGCGCUACGCUAAAUGCUAAUAGUAUUAGUUAAAACUCAAACGUUCAUUAAAAUACACAUGCAGGGUAUUGAAUUAAAGCUACACUCGUUGUGAAUCCAGGCAACAAGUCAGAUUUUUAAAAUGCUUUUCGGCGAAAGCAUGAGAAGCUAUUAUCUGAUAGCAUGUAACACCCCAAAAGACCCGCAGGGGACGUAAACAAAAUAAUUAGCAUAGUCGUCGCUACACAAACCGCACAAAUAAAAUAUAAAACAUUCAUUACCUUUGACCAUCUUCUUUGUUGGCACUCCUAGAUGUCCCAUAAUCACUAUUGGGUCUUUUUUUCGAUUAAAUCGGUCCAUAUAUAGCCUAGAUAUCGAUCUAUGAAGACUGUGUGAUAAACUGAAAAAAAUAGCGUUUCAUAACGUAACGUCAUUUUUUUAAAUUAAAAAAGUUGACGAUAAACUUUCACAAAACACUUUGAAAUACUUUUGUAAUGCAACUUUAGGUAUUAGUACACGUUAAUAAGCGAUAAAAUUCAUCAGGAGGCGAUGUAAAUUCUAUAGCUGUCCGUCUCGAAAAAAUGUCUGGAGAGAGCUCGACCAAAACAUCCGGUCGGAGACCGGAGGGAAUCGGUUCCCUUGAUUCGGUUUGACCAAGAAUCAAAGCCGAAUCAAAUGACAAGACUCUGAUAAUAUAACGUGACUAAAUGUCACAUGGAAUUUGACUGCGGUCAUGUCUCGCGACUGCCGGUGGGAGGUAAUAUGGUCACCUUAACAGCCCCAGAUGCAAUGCACAAUGCAUCCUUUUGGUUGUUAAUUCAAUGUGUCAAAGUUUUACUUCUAUCCUGUCCAUAUUCAAAUAAACUAGGCCUACUAAAUGUGUGAAUUAUGAAUCUUCUCUGCAUGCAGGACCAUGUCAUCAUUGUCUGAACACUUCAAGUCUUAUCUGACUGUAUAUUUACAGCAGUGGUAGAAAAUUCAGUAAACAUAUUGAUAAAACUUUGAAUGUUUAACUUUUUCCCCUCCAAAGUACGCAUGUUACCUGUUUAAACCUCUCCUGCACAUUUUUCCUGUCGCAUCACUCCUGAACCAUACCAUACUCUACAGCUCUACAGGAUUCUAUACUACCAACCAAUCACUUAAUCUGCCUCAGAAGCUCUGUGCUGGACCAAUCAUAUAUUUUGUGCACUAAUAAACAAAUAUACACAAAUUAA